This is a messenger RNA of Rhopilema esculentum, 4034 nucleotides long. RefSeq names its product zinc finger MYM-type protein 1-like. The record is from RefSeq and is a predicted model, not a curated record. Gene Ontology annotation, molecular function: protein dimerization activity. Lineage: Eukaryota; Metazoa; Cnidaria; Scyphozoa; Rhizostomeae; Rhizostomatidae.
UUGUUUUGCUUCAGCCAACGAAUUUUGGAAGCCUUGCACCCGAUUGCACUUUCUGCAUUUGAAAAAUUGCUUAGACAGGUGCCAGGUUCUGGUUCCUUUGGCAAAAAAUAUGUUUGGGUUUAGGGGCUGCUUGAAAUGGCAGGAUAGUGGCUCGUUAUGGUUUCAUCACCAAACCGAAUGUGGACAAAGCCAUGUAUGAAAUAUUUCACAUACUCCUUUGUAUUUGGCUUUCAUUCGAGUGGAGGCAUCUGUUAUGAAGUGAACCUUAUUUCUUUUUAUUAUAAUGAAUCAUAUACUGAACCUUGCUUUGAUUGCCCUGUGCAACUUUUGUUUUGCUAUGCUUUUGUUGUGUUAAAAAGACAGUUACGUAAAGUAAGUUGGGUGUUGCGUGGCAGUGGUGGCGCCAGAGGGGGGGCAGGGGGGGCUACAGCCCCCCCGUCGGAGGAGGCUAGCCCCUCCGUCGGAAGAUAAAUUAUGCUUGAAUUUUUUUUGUCGGAGCGAAUUUUUUAAGUUUUGGCGGAAAUAGAAAUUUCUAAAAGGACUGUUAUCAGAAUUCAGGAAGCUCAUCCCAAAACAACUCAUCGACACAUCAAUUUCAUGGUAAAUAAUAAUCUGUUAUAAGAAGUUUGAAUUGGUUGUUUAGAUGUUCAGUACCAGGUGUUUUCCGCAUGCUGUUAAAUUUGAUCUUAUGUUAUGGAUAGUGCAGUUCGUCCAAAUCUUGCUUGCUAUAACCAACCUACAACAUCGGAAUAUUUUUGUGCGAUAGCGAUAUGGCAACAAAUGUUACCCGUUUCAGUGUUAGAUGUAGUAUAUGUAAUGACGUAUUUAACAAUGAUUACGCUGCCCGCCACACGAAGUCCAAGCACAAAGAUUUGGCUGCAAUGGGAAGGACUGCUCCUACGACGGCAAUAGUUGAAACGGACUCGCAGCAGAGAAAAAUAAAAACAUUUUUUCAAUCAAAAGGCGGUACUUUUCCAAAGAAACGAAAGGUUAAUGAUUUUGAAACUGAAAGAACAACAGAAGACCCCGAAGAACAAGAAGUUGAAAUUUCGAAAAUUCAAGACGAAGAGCAAAUCGAACGUGGUACAACUUCUAGCUUGGACCCCGAAGUCACGAAUGUAGAUGCUGACAACUACGUCACCAUUUCGGAAGCCGAACAGUCGAUGUCGGACAUUGUGGAAGCAGCAAAUGAAAGCGACAGCAACGAGGAUAUCGAGGAAAAUUUGGAACAGUUGGAACUCGAGUUGGAAGAUGAAGUUGAUCCUGCAGGAUUAUCAGCCGAAGCACUUCAAGGAGAUUCGAGAGGACCGCAACUUACACUAUCCGUCGCUGGCCCCAAGGACAUAUCCUCAACCAAAGACGGCGGACCUGUGCAGCCUCGUAAUAUUUCCUUCCCUACACAUUUGAUUGGCAAUCAGCAUCGCGCAUUCACACCUUUGCUGUAUGAAAAGUAUCCCUGGAUUGAGUAUUCGCAAAUGGAGGAUGCCAUCUUCUGUUUCCACUGUCGUAAUUUUUCAGAGAAUCGGAAGGAUCCAGCGUUUGUUAGUCAAGGCUUGCGCAAUUGGAAAAGAUGCUAUGGCACCAAAGUGAAUGAUAACAAACUCUUGCAACAUCAAACCAGCCAUCUUCAUGCCCAAAGUGUAGCUGCUAAAGCGCACUAUGAAAACGUUAAGUCUGGAAAUUUUCAGACCAUUGCCACACUUCAUGAUGCCGCUUAUUCGAAACUGGUUAAAGACAACAGGCAUUACAUGCGAGUGAUUUGCGAAGUCCUGCUUCUCACUGCUCAGCGGAAGAUUGCCCAACGUGAGACUGGAGGUUCAUUUCGUGUUGCCGAUAUAAAUAAAGAAGCUCUAGACUAUGGACCUUCUUGUGGUAAUUUUCUUGCGAUACUUGGUCUUCUUGCAAGGCAUGACCCAGUUGUUGCUGACAAAAUCCGCACUGGCCCGAAAAAUGCAAAGUAUACUCACCACAGCGUACAGAAUGCCAUCUUAGACAUUAUGAAAGACAUGGUUCUUGAGCAAAUAAAAAGUGAGCUCAAUAAGGCUCAGUAUUUUACCGUCCUUUCAGAUGAGUCUAAAGAUAGAAGCAAAAAAGAGCAGCUUGUUGUUGCAGUCCGUUACUGCUACGAGAAUGCCAUACAUGAGGAAUUUAUUGGCAUUGCUGAGGCGCAAAGUUUAGAUGCAGAUGGUCUUUCAGACACAAUAAUUGAACGAUUGCAACGCAUCGAAGCCAACAUGAAAGCAUGCGUGGGGCAAGGCUACGAUGGAGCUUCUGUUGUUUCUGGUCACCUGAAUGGCGUUCAAAGGAAACUUCCUCUGAAAACCGGUGCUGAAAUGGCUUACUACGUCCAUUGCUUUUGUCAUCGAUUGAACCUUGUGAUCGUCGAUGUUGUGAAAUCAAUCAGUUGUGUGGCAGACAUGAUAUCGCUAUUCAGAAGCCUGCAUUCUUUUCUGAGCAGCAGCACCGUUCAUGUACGAUGGGUAAAGGUCCAAGAGGAUCACAAGGUUCAUGUGAUGGAAAUUGGAAAAGUUUCUGACACGAGAUGGUCUUGCCAGGCGAAGCAAUUCAAUGUUUUCUGGGAGCGGUUGGAUAUCUUGGUGGAAGUCCUGCAGGAUGUGAUUGACACAGAUACGAACCCCGGUCGCAGAACAGAAGCUACUGGUUAUCUUCUGCAGAUUGACAGGAAAUUUGUGAGAUACCUGUUUGCCAUCCGACACGUCUUGAACAAAGCCAAAUUUGCGUCUGACAUGUUGCAGAAACCCUCCAAUGAUUUGAGUCAAGCCAUUGAUCUCAUUGCAACAUUGAAAGAUGAACUGGAUGACUGUCAAAGCAGGGAUAAGAUUCAAGAGUUCUGGGAUACUGCCGAAGAAGCAGCGGAUCGCUUGGAAUUGCCGGAAGAAAAAAGACCACCAAGAAAGAGGGCAACGCCUGCUUCUCUUCGAGAGUUUGUUGUGGAAGCAUCUUCAGAGCCUCAAGUAGCAAGCGGGUUUGAUGGCUACGUACAAAAUGUCAAAGAAAUACUAAACAGAACAACUGCAGAACUUUGCAAGCGGUUUGACGAAAAAAACAUAAAGAUCAUGAAAGGCAUAACUGCAUUGGCCCCCAAGUCGAAAAGCUACUUGGACCCAACAACUCUUGUCAAUUUUGCUGAGCUUUUUCAGUCUGAAAUUGGUGCACUACGCAGUGAAAUUGCCACAUUUAAAUAUAUGCUCUCAAGAAAAGAAGAAAAACACCGCCCAAGCACACUUCUGCAACUAGAGGCACACUUGGAAAAGCUAAAUGAAGCUUUCUUUGAGCUGCACCGGCUUGUAUCCAUCGCAUGCACUUUGCCAGUCUCUUCAGCCGAAUGUGAACGCAGCUUCAGCUCUAUGCGCCUCAUCAAGAGUGAUCUGCGCUCACUUAUGAAGGACGAGCGUCUAGACAGUCUGAUGAUGCUAGGUAUUCAUCGUGCCCGUGGAAGUGCUCUUGACUUGGACUCAGUAGUAGACAGAUUUAAGGCUAAGUUCCCGAAGAGUAGAAUUGCUCUGUGAAACAAUUUUGAUUCUUGGACUUGAAUUUUCGAUAUGUAGAAGUGCGUAUUCCACCGCUUAGGUCUGUUCCUAUAAAGUUACGUUGUGUUCCAGUUUUCCUUAAGUUCAGUUGGUUGCUUUUUAUUUAAAUUCAUACUUUCCAAAGAUAGGCCCUACUUGAAUUGGCAACGUUUGAUGAGUUGUAAAGAUUUAGAGUAGUUUUAAGCUUAUCUAGAGGCAGCUUUCAAAAAAAAUUUCCAGGGACGCCGGAGAAGGGGGGCGCGGGGGGGCAAGCGCCCCUCCUGCCCUUUGCUAGGAGGGGCAAGGGAGGGGGCAAACGUGCCCUUAGUAAUAUGUCAAAAAACGUAGUAAAAAACACGAUUACACCAUUUUGAUAGCAUUUUUAGCCAAUCUAAUGGGUGUAGCCACCAAAAUUUUCCCGGGGGAGUACCCCCGGACCCCCCGAAUUUUCGGCUCGCAACGCUCGCCUUCGGUCUCCAGUACCCUUACCAUUCCUUGUCGCCC